This is a messenger RNA of Naegleria gruberi, 498 nucleotides long. RefSeq lists its product as uncharacterized. The transcript has a single exon. Bases 1 to 498 code for a protein of 165 amino acids. NCBI's taxonomy places the organism in Eukaryota, Heterolobosea, Eutetramitea, Acrasida, Naegleriidae. The record is from RefSeq and is a predicted model, not a curated record.
AUGUUAAAACAAGUGAAACGUAUUUACAAAGCCACAAACCCUCAGCACCAACAAGUUAAAAGAUUUUUCACCACUUCUCUGGUCAAUCAUGAGCUCAACAACAACAAAAUAACGAUUUCCAUUCCAAAUCUUUCAGAUUCGUCUCCUCUUCAACAAGAAGAAUUUCGUCUUGCCAAACUUCACAUUUCUGAAAUGGAUGUCAUUAAAAAAGAACAGCUCAAUGCUUCAUUCAAAUCAAGCAGCAAACAGGCCACAGUAGUAGAUUGGAAGAGUCAACACAAUGGAAUUGUUGUUCGUCUAUUGCACAAGGAAGGACAAGUUGUAAAGAGUGGUCAACCUUUUUACGAAUUGGAAUUGAGUGAAAAUCAAGAAAAUGAAGAAGAUCCAUUUUCAAAAUUAACCAGACUUUGGAAUAAGCUUCCUCCAGCUGCUAAAUAUGUGAUAAUAUUUGCAAUUAUCUGUGAGUCACUAGUGUACAUUCGUCUAUUAUUCUUUUAA